This is a messenger RNA of Aspergillus campestris IBT 28561, 1000 nucleotides long. RefSeq lists its product as uncharacterized. NCBI's taxonomy places the organism in Eukaryota, Fungi, Ascomycota, Eurotiomycetes, Eurotiales, Aspergillaceae. The record is from RefSeq and is a predicted model, not a curated record. The transcript is spliced from 2 exons. Bases 109 to 888 code for a protein of 259 amino acids.
CCGCGCUCUUCUCCUGAUGGUACAUAACAAGUCCAUCUUGGAGGCCCCAUCCCUCUCGCAGAACGCAUCGAUCGAGUGUGAUGCACAUCAUAAACGCAAAGCCAACCCAUGGCUAUGAUGAUGACCUUUCCUCUCAUACUGCAUCUAGUUUUGCUGCUCCCAGUUGUGUGGGGAGGAACCGAUGCCCAAAACUACUUCAGCAAUCCGUCUUCGAAUACCGGGAUCAACCCGGUCUGGACCGUGGGGGACCAACAGGUGAUCUCCUGGAAAACGACUUUGGAGGUAUAUAACGUCUCCAUGUGGCAGCAAAGCCUGGUCCAGCAGUCUGCGGCUAGCCAGUACAAUGUCUAUUCCAAAUUACAUCGGGGACCUAAGUCCACCAAUUUUACCUGGACCGUACAACUAUACGAGUUUGAUUUCGAUUACUCCAACGUGUUUUUCUUCUGGAUAAACUCCGACACACCCGAGGGAUUCAUCUCUUCUUUCUUCAACAUCACCAAACCGGAGAGUGCCUCGACAUCACAUUCGACAUCAGCAUCAGCGUCUACACCCACAGACUCUACCAACUCAGUCCCGUCAAAUGAACCCCGUGUCUCUGAUACAGCCUCAAAAUCUGCUUCGGACUCGGGGUUCUCGACCACAGCGAAGAUCGCACUAGGGGUAGGGAUUGGGAUCGGGGUGCCGGUGUUGGCGGCGUUGGGGGCUCUUGUGUGGCUCAGAUCCCGUCCACCCCACGUCCUGCACGAGGAUGGCGUCAAAGAUAUACCUGCAUAUUGUGAACUGAGCAUACAACAACCAAAAGGUGUCACUCGUCAUUCGGUGUUGGAGAUGCCAGGGACCGACCCCGCCAGUCAAAUACCCGAAUUACCCACACAAAGACACCACUGAGAUACAAUAAAAAGUUCCAUCGACAAGUGAUGUCUAUCUAUCAAUGACAAGCUGUCUCUUGUGAGCAAUGGUAAGCUGGCUCCAUCGAGAUAGUGUCGCACCGACAAUAGGG